CAUCGCGCGCCUCGUAUCUUCGAUGCGGGUCUCACACGGCGGCCAUUUUGUAGAAACAAACCCAACUCGAGAAACGGCACAAAACAAGUCCUAUUCGAGCGGGAUCAGCUCUAAAGUUGCCAGAAAUGGCGACUAGAAGAGUAGGACAGUUGGUUCAACGAACUACAGCAACCACAAGCCGUGAGCCUGAAGAUAACCCAGACAUAGAGGAAGCGGAGGGCUACGAGAGCGAUGAAACUGGCGACAAGAAAGAAGUCAGGCUUACUCUAAUGGAGGAGGUGUUAUUACUUGGAUUAAAAGAUCGGGAGGGAUAUACUUCGUUCUGGAAUGACUGUAUCUCAUCUGGUCUCCGAGGUUGUAUGGUGAUCGAGCUUGGCCUACGAGGUCGUAUAGAACUAGAGAAAACCGGGAUGCGAAGGAGAAGUCUACUUAACAGAAAGGUUGUAUGCAAAAGUGAUAAUCCCACGGGAGACGUGCUGUUAGAUGAAGCUUUGAGGCAUAUGAAAGAGUCGGAUCCCCCAGACACUGUCCAAAACUGGAUAGAAUUGCUCAGUGGAGAGACAUGGAAUCCCCUGAAACUGCGAUAUCAACUAAGAAACGUCCGUGAACGUCUAGCCAAAAACUUGGUUGAGAAGGGCAUCCUUACGACAGAGAAACAGAACUUCCUUCUCUUUGACAUGACAACACAUCCAGUGGUAGACUCCACAAUGAAACAGAAAGUUGUCCGCAAAGUUCAAGAUGCAGUCUUAUCUAAAUGGGUCAACGACACCCAACGAAUCGACAAGCGCACACUCUCCUUGAUAUACCUUGCACACUCAUCUGAUGUAUUAGAAAAUGCAUUCGCUCCAUUAUCUGAUGAUGAUUAUGAACUUGCUAUGAAAAGGGUAAGAGAACUUUUGGAUGUUGAUCCGGAAAUCGAGGCCCAGAAACCUGGCACUAAUGAAGUAAUGUGGUGUGUGGUAGCAGCAUUUAUUAAGUAGGUAAUGAUUCAUUUUAAUUGAAAAUUUGGACUCUUAAUUAGAUUUAAAGUACCCUCUCUGGGAUAGAGGUUGUACCAACAUCUUUCAUGAAGCAUCUUGUCAGCUUAUCACAGCUUUGAAGAGGAAAUCAUUUUCUUGCAUUUAGAGCAUUGUUUGCAAGAAUUGCUAGACAAGGGAAUUAGUAAUCAAAGAAAAUAAAAAAGUUGUCAGCUGUCCUGACUAAAUUCAGCUUAUUGACUUGCUUCCCUAUAAUCUUCAACAUCGAAACAGUAGAAGUCACUUGAAAUAUAUGCAACCUAACAUAAGAGUAUCAGAAGAAACCUUGUCAGCCACUGUUUUCAUUCAAUAUUGCAUUGCAAAUUAUGUGAAUAAAGCUCAAAAGUUUAUACUUCAUAAACUAAUUGAAUAAAAACUACCACAACCUUUGAGGUCUAUCCUUGCUUUGAUUAUUUUCUGUGAAUAUUUCAAAUGUGCAGAUAGUUCCAAGUUUAUGCAGUGAAAUGUGGAUCAGUUUUAGUCUACCAUUAAAAACGUCGUAAGUGUGGUUAGAAAAAGUCAUUUAUGUCACUAGGAAAGAUUGCCUGUUUAAAUCUUUAUGACACAUCACAAAUUAUUUCAAUAAUCGAAAGAUGUUUAUGCUUAAAUAUUUUUUUUGUCUCCUUCCAUUACUUUUACACAAUGUGGAUGUUAUUUUGCCUUUGUUAAGAUUCUCUAAGUCUUGAUACAACUCUGCUAAGAAUGUUACCAUGGCAUCAGUAUACAACUGUCAAGAAUGAUACUUUAAAUGUUAGCCCUAUUUAAAAAAUAACAUAAUAUUUGACAUAAUGUUAUUAUUAAAGGGUAACUGAAGUCUGUACUGUACUUACAUAUAUAUAAUCUUAUUGGUUUUCACAGUUAUUUUCCCAUUUUUGAAAAGGUCUGGUGGUAAGGGUCUUUAAAUAAGACUUUAAAACAAAGAACAGAAGACAUUAGUUCAAUGUGGGAAGAGGGAAGGGUUGGCUUCAUGACAAGGACAUUGAUGUGAAAUUUGUGAUAGUUGUGCACCUUGUGAUAGCAGGGGUUUCAUUAAGUUUCAGAGUAGGCGGUGGAGAUUAAUAAGUAGUGGGUGGGAGUUAUUUCAUGUAUUAGUUCAACUAAAACUACAAACUUUUAAAAAAAAGUAGCCAGCCGCCGGGGCCUAAUGGAACCCCUGAAUAGUGUUAUUUAGUCUUUGCAAUUGUUUUGUAAAUGAAUAUCAAUAAAUUUCACAUUUAA
Messenger RNA from Nematostella vectensis (starlet sea anemone), 2234 nucleotides. Its product is annotated as Golgi phosphoprotein 3. Gene Ontology annotation, molecular function: phosphatidylinositol-4-phosphate binding. The transcript is spliced from 3 exons. The record is from RefSeq and is a predicted model, not a curated record. Gene Ontology annotation, cellular component: Golgi cisterna; cytosol; trans-Golgi network. NCBI's taxonomy places the organism in Eukaryota, Metazoa, Cnidaria, Anthozoa, Actiniaria, Edwardsiidae. Gene Ontology annotation, biological process: Golgi vesicle budding; Golgi to plasma membrane protein transport; retrograde vesicle-mediated transport, Golgi to endoplasmic reticulum. Bases 126 to 980 code for a protein of 284 amino acids.